CUUUGGGGCUAUAAAGACGUUGUGCCUUCAAGACACAGCAAAUUAACUCCAUUGGCGAAUUAUUGCAUUACGAGACUCCGCUCAUCGGUGCGCGACGGAGAUUACUUUCCUUUUUUUUUAAUGGUGACAUCUGAUUAAAGCGAGCGGAGCUGGGUGAAGAUGAUGGAGUAUAUGGAGGAUAAGUUUGCGUUGAAAAGCCAAGCGAUGAAGGCCAGCGAUUAUUACAUGGACCAAGUCAUGGAGAGCCUGGACAGCGCGCAGUACUUCACCAAGUCCUCCCCGAAGUGCGUGCAGGCCUUCGGGCUGCAGAGCGGCGAGCACCGCUCCUCUCCGUGCGGAGACCAGACCGCCGGUUACGGCGUGCCAAAAACAGACGACGACACUUUGCACUCGGACCUCGGGAGGUCGAUGGACAGUUGUUGCACUCUGCGCGCGUCUCCGGUGACAACCGGGCCGGAGAAAACGGAUUUGGACGACAUGGGAGACAAGUGCGACAGUAAUGUGUCCAGCAGCAAGAAGAGGAGACACCGGACGACCUUCACCAGCGCGCAGCUGGAGGAGCUGGAGAAAGUCUUCCAGAAAACUCACUAUCCAGAUGUUUAUGUGAGGGAACAGCUGGCCAUGAGGACGGAAUUAACGGAGGCCAGAGUGCAGGUUUGGUUUCAGAACAGAAGAGCAAAGUGGAGGAAGAGAGAGCGCUACGGGCAGAUCCAACAAGCCAAAACUCACUUCGCAGCCACCUACGAUUUAUCAGUGUUACCGAGGACUGACAGCUACACACAGAUUCCCAACAACCUGUGGCCAAGCCCUGCUCCUGGCGGCUCUGUGGUCUCCUCCUGCAUGCUGCCCCGAGGCUCCCCUCCCUGCGUCACAUCCUACUCCCACUCCCCACGUUCAGCAGCCGGUGCCACCGAGCACGGCUACGUGGGCUUCCCCAACCAGCAGAACCAGUUCGGUCACGUCUCCCUCAACAACUUCUUCAGCGCAGACUCGCUCCUCACGCCGGCCGCCAACGGUCACCAUGCCUUCGAGACCAAGCCUGAGUUUGAGAGGCGCUCAUCCAGCAUAGCCGUGCUGCGCAUGAAGGCCAAGGAGCACACAGCCAACAUCUCCUGGGCCAUGUGAUCAACUCUCCUGUGCAUGUCUGGAAAGGCUGGAUAAUGUAUGGAAAAAUAUUUUUUAGAAUUUACAGUUUGUGCAAAGUGUGGCGAUUGCCCAAAGAGUCUGAAAUCAUAUUCAAAACUACCUGUCACCCAAAAUCUUCUUUUGUCAUCUACAGAUGGAGAUGUGACUUAUCUGUUGUUGCGAAGAAAAAAAUCAGCUGUGGACACAUUUACCAUGAAACUGACCUGCUAUUUAAACCUGCAUCAUAUGCAGCUCUGACCAUAAUUCGAUCUAGAAACAUCAAUGUAGAAAAUAGUGUCUGGAUAACGUUCAUAAAUAGAAAAUGUGUCAGGAUUUGGGCUCUCUGCAUUUUCUGAAAUCUGCAACUCAAAAAGCUGCAGCUUGUUACAAAAGUUAAUAAACAGCCACAGUGUUGUGUGACAGAUAUACAGCUGUGUUUCUGCUCUGAGGCAGAUCUACAGCAGGGUGGAGGUAUGCACAUUACUCAGACAAUCAUGUGGUCAAAGACACUUAAAGGAACAGUUCACCCCAAAAUCAAAAACACAUAGUUCUCUUACCUGAAGUGCUGUUUAUCAGUCUAGAUAGUUUUGGUGUGAGUUGCAGAGUGUUGGAGAUAUCAGUCGUAGAGAUGUCUGACUUCUCUCCAAUAUAAUGGAACUAGAUGUCACUCAGCUUGAGGUGCUCAAAGUGCCAACAAAUCAUAUUUAAAAACUCAACAUCAAUGUCUCUUUCCAGAAAUCAUAACGUGGUUACUCAAGUUAAUCCACAGACUUGUGUUGUGAGAAGUUUGAUGAAGGAACUAUUUUCUUUCAACGAACUACCUCCGCCAACCAUGUGACCGCGCAGAAGGAAGUGUGCAUCUACUCAUGGGAGUGAGCAGUUUUAAUUAACCCUUUCCUAAGUCUCGCCCCUUGAAUGCAGACUGGCCAAUCAUUUCAUAGCAUUAGCAUUAGCCUCACAUGCGGUUGUUUUAGAUUUCAUUCAUUUUCAGGCUGUGUUUGUGAAUUUGGAGCUUAAUGUUGAACCUGGAGCACAUUGUGUAAGGGUCUGUGCACAUGCCACGUUGUUUGUCUCAUUUUGAAUGUCCGAUAGCCCACCACUAACAUUUUAGUCCCAUCUCUUCUUGUCAAAGAAAACAACAAUGUAGGUUUAUUUUUAGCUCACCGAUGUAUCAUCUUUGUCAUGGGAAAAAAACAAACAUUUUUCGUCAUAUUUUUCCUUAAUGGCGUCCUCCUCAGCUGAGCUGUAACGUUAGCUAGCUCAGUGGUGCUAGGUGAGCUAACAGUAGAUGCACACUUUCAGUGAUAUGGUUGGUGGGUGUAGUUCAGUACAAAAAAAAUAAUACAGACAUCAAACUGCUCACAACAAGGUCUGUGGAUUAUCUUGAGCAAUGAUUUCUGGAAGGCGACAUUGAUGUUUCGUUUUUCAGAUGUAUUUUUUUUUUGGCACUUUGAGCACCACAAGCUGAGUGACAUCUGGUUCCAUUAUAUUGGAAAGAAGGCAGACAUCUCUACAGCUGAUAUCUCCAACACUCUGCAACUCACCAAAACUAUCUGAACGGACAAACAGCACUACAGGUGAGAGGAAAAAGAUUUUUUAUUUGGGGAUGAACUGUUGGAGUUGGUCUCAACCUUUAUGUAGCUUAACUGAAGCAAUACGUUCAUAUUAUUGAGGCUUUCAGGGUGAUGUCCAGUGCAUUGUGUUACAGUCCUCUGUGUUCAGAGGUGGUGUGGUGAUCUGUGCAGGUGACGGCUGUGAUGUGAAUAAGCUUUUCUUGUUGUUGUUUUUUAACGGGGGGUCAGGGCGUCCUCAGAGUUUCCUCUUUAUUGAGAUGGACAGAAGUGUGAGACGGAGGUGAAGAAAGAAGAACUCAAACAAGCUCCGGUGGGAUUUGAUCCCAGUGUGGGGACAUGUGGAUCCAGAGGGAGGGUCCUGAACCACUACAGCGUUUUCUAAGCACUGUGAAUAAGCUUUCUUUACCUGCGCCUUUCGUCUCCCUCCCUCGUUCCAGCUCAGGACUGAAGACGAGCAGCGUGGAGACAAACUAACUUGACGUACUGACGUGUCUGUGUGCUUUGCAGCAAAGCUCUGUAAUCUCUGUCGUUGGCCUCCGUUGUGACUCACAGGUUCAUGACGCAGGCAGAGGAGGAAGGUUUUAAUAUGACUGUGUUGUAAAUUUAUCUGUUGGAAGUAUAAUAAAUGGAUGUCACUUGAUUCA
Epinephelus moara (kelp grouper) is the source of this 3343-nucleotide messenger RNA. RefSeq names its product ALX homeobox 1 (gene alx1). Gene Ontology annotation, biological process: positive regulation of transcription by RNA polymerase II; negative regulation of DNA-templated transcription; embryonic skeletal system morphogenesis. Lineage: Eukaryota; Metazoa; Chordata; Actinopteri; Perciformes; Serranidae. Bases 160 to 1125 code for a protein of 321 amino acids. The transcript is spliced from 4 exons. Gene Ontology annotation, molecular function: RNA polymerase II transcription regulatory region sequence-specific DNA binding; DNA-binding transcription activator activity, RNA polymerase II-specific. The record is from RefSeq and is a predicted model, not a curated record.